This is a messenger RNA of Rhizophagus irregularis DAOM 181602=DAOM 197198, 506 nucleotides long. The record is from RefSeq and is a predicted model, not a curated record. NCBI's taxonomy places the organism in Eukaryota, Fungi, Glomeromycota, Glomeromycetes, Glomerales, Glomeraceae.
UAAGAAAGUUGAAGAAAAUGAAGAUGUUUAACAAUGAAAAUCAAAGAAGCUGUAAAGAAAGUAGCGGAUACAACCACAUCAAAUAUCCCGUCACGCUCGAAUGUCUGGUCGCAUGUCUCAUCACGCUUAUCCUCACCACACGUCUCAUCAUCACAAUCUGGAAACUUAACUUGCAUCUAUUGUAACGGUUUCCACUGGGUAGCUUACUGCGAUAAAAUCCCUCCAGAGUUUAAAGGUCACUGUGUUGUUAAAUGCUGGUCCAGCAAAUCUUACAAAGUGAAACUUGUAAAGUUAACGCCAGAAAGGAGCCAUGGCUUUAAAAAUAAAUUUUUUUUUAUUUUUAUUUUUGUCCAAUUGGGGUUGGACGUGUCUGAUUGGGGUCAGACUUUUUUUUCAUAUUUUUUUUUAUAUUUUUUUAUAUUUUUUAUUCUUUUUGUCCAAUGGGGUUUGGACGUGUCUGAUUGGGAGGGGUCAGACUUUUUUUUUAUAAUUAUUUUAUAAUUUUU